Gadus chalcogrammus (walleye pollock) is the source of this 1893-nucleotide messenger RNA. Its product is annotated as sodium/potassium/calcium exchanger 2-like. Bases 1 to 1893 code for a protein of 630 amino acids. Gene Ontology annotation, molecular function: calcium channel activity; calcium, potassium:sodium antiporter activity. The transcript is spliced from 9 exons. Gene Ontology annotation, biological process: intracellular calcium ion homeostasis; long-term synaptic depression; calcium ion transmembrane transport. The record is from RefSeq and is a predicted model, not a curated record. Lineage: Eukaryota; Metazoa; Chordata; Actinopteri; Gadiformes; Gadidae. Gene Ontology annotation, cellular component: membrane.
AUGGACCUCAAGUUCCUGGAUAGAAGUCACCGUGGAGACGGCGUGGAUGCCGACCCAGCCCGCGCCCCUCUCCUGGGCGCCAGCCGCGCCCGCCCGCCCCGCCCUCACGUCCGCAGGAAGCUGCGUCCCGGACGUCUGGCGGGCUUCGUGGUCAGCCUGGUGGCGGUGUGCGCCGUCUUCUCUUGGAGUGCCUUGGCGUUGACCGCACCGUCGCCCCAGGAGCCGGGGCCGGCGGGCGAGGCGCCGGCGGGCGACCCGGUGCCCCGACGGACUCUCCUCCAGCACGGGAACCUCUCGGCCGGCCCGGCCCGGCCGCCCGUGGCCAUGGCCUCCUCCAUGAAGGAGGCGAGCACCGGGGACUACCCCACGGACUACUUCAGCCUGGAGGAGCGGCGGCAGGGGUACGUGUCGCUGCACAUGCUCGGCAUGCUCUACAUGUUCAUCGCCCUGGCCAUCGUCUGCGACGAGUUCUUCGUGCCGGCGCUCACGGUCAUCACGGAGAAGCUGGCCAUCUCCGACGACGUCGCCGGCGCCACCUUCAUGGCGGCCGGCGGCUCGGCCCCGGAGCUCUUCACCUCCGUCAUCGGGGUCUUCGUCUCCCACAGCAACGUGGGCAUCGGCACCAUCGUGGGCUCGGCCGUGUUCAACAUCCUGUUUGUGAUCGGGAUGUGCGCCCUGUUCUCAAGGGAGGUGCUGAACCUGACGUGGUGGCCCCUCUUCCGGGACGUGUCCUUUUACAUCAUCGGCUUGCUCAUGCUCAUCUAUUUCUUCCUGGAUAACGAGAUCUCGGUGGGCGAGAGCAUCAGCCUGCUCUCCUGCUACAUCUGCUACGUGACCUUCAUGAAGUUCAACUCCAACGUGGAGCAGUUUAUCAAGGGCAAGCUGGGCAGCAACCAGGUGGAGGAGGUGGAGGCGCCCAAGGUGACCGCAGCGACUGAGGACGAGAGCAAACUCAUGGCUAAGCCCAGGCUGCAGCGUGAGGGCAGCUGUGCGUCGCUGCACAACACUCUGAUGAGGAACAGCAUCUUCCAGCUCAUGAUCCACACUCUGGACCCCCUCAGCGGAGACGGACAAUUCAAAGAGAAGGCGUCUAUCCUCAACAAGAUGGCGAAGCAGCCCUGUAAAGAAGACACAGCCAACGGUGGAGUCUCGGCUGCUCGCCCCCUGGUGGAUGAUAAGAACAUCCCCAACAGAUCCAACGUGGCGGUGGAGGUCACGCCGCCCAACGGCAGCACCGGAGAGGAGGGAGGUGAUGAGGAGGAUGAGGACGAGGACCAGCCUCUCAGCCUGGCGUGGCCGGAGACCAACAGGAAGCGCAUCACCUACCUGGUGAUCCUCCCCAUCGUGCUGCCGCUGUGGCUCACCCUGCCCGACGUCCGGAGAGAGACGUCAGCCCGGUUCUUCCCGGUCACCUUCGUCGGAGCGAUCUGCUGGAUCGCCGCCUUCUCCUACCUGAUGGUCUGGUGGGCUCACCAGGUGGGCGAGACGUUCUUCAUCACGGAGGAGAUCAUGGGUCUCACCAUCCUAGCGGCUGGCACCUCCAUCCCGGACCUCAUCACCAGCGUCAUCGUAGCCCGCAAGGGUCUGGGGGACAUGGCCGUGUCCAGCUCUGUUGGGUCCAACAUCUUCGACAUCACUGUGGGACUUCCGUUCCCCUGGCUGAUCUACAACAUCCUGAACGACUUCAAGACGGUGCAGGUGAGCUCCAACGGCCUGUUCUGUGCCAUCGUGCUGCUCUUCAUCAUGCUCCUCUUCGUCAUCAUCUCCAUCGCCUCCUGCAAUUGGCGCAUGAGCAAGCUGCUGGGCUUAUUCAUGUUCCUGCUGUACUUCGUCUUCCUCGUGGUCAGUGUCAUGCUGGAGGACAAGAUCAUCGUUUGCCCCGUCACCGUCUGA